This is a messenger RNA of Nezara viridula (southern green stink bug), 210 nucleotides long. Lineage: Eukaryota; Metazoa; Arthropoda; Insecta; Hemiptera; Pentatomidae. The record is from the annotation of a GenBank genome assembly.
AUGAUUCCAAUCCAGCUCACAAGGCCAGGUCAACUUAGCAAUGGCUGCAAAAGAACAUUCCAGAGUUCAUCUCUGCCUCUGAUUGGUCCUCAAGAAGCCCUGAUCUCAACCCACUUGGUACCGGCUUUCAUCCGAACUGGAGAGGAUGCCAUGCCACAGACAGAGAACACCCUGACUUGGAAAGUCUCAAUCUCAGGUCCGAGCAGUUGA